AUGGCAUCUCAGCAACUCCACAUCCAUCUCAUCACCCUCCAGAAAGGCAGUACAGCUCAGGAUGUGCUACGAACGAUCACGGACGGCCUGAUCAUCAAAGGCAAGCCUCACGGCUGGGUCCACCAACCUCACUCCCUCGAUAGGCAUCGACUUCUUGCUCAUGCCUGGCAUCUAUUUUUCGUGACGAAAGAAUCGAAGCUGCAGAACGGCGCCCUGGAACAUGUCAGAGCCCAUAUCACCAUUCCUUUCUCGUUACCAAAAGAUCAGUUUGAGCAGCUCCAAUCUACCUCAACGUCUCGGCCGAGGGCUUCUGACAAGACACCUCCUUUGCCGCAAGAAUGGCAGGGUGGAGAUAUACCAAAGUCGGCCAUCACCUCCGCAAGAGAGGGCUCACUCAGGCCCGGCGAGCUUCACCUCGACCCAUUAAUGACCGAAUUUUUGUUUAACGCACUCCCUGUUGAGCUUUCCAACGAACCGGUCAGCCUGUUCAACUUGUUCAAGUACAAGGGGAGCAGUGCAGUCCACGACGACUACAUGGAAGACUUCAAGAAGGGAUUUGGCAGCUCCGCCGGAGCGACAGUGCGCUUCAUGGCUCCUGUGAGUGGGCCCUCGACUUCUGAUGGUGACGAUCAUCCCAAGCAGAGCUGGGACGAUGCCAACUUCGUCCAAUAUGACACGAUCUGGCAUUAUGCAUAUAUGUUGUCUACGGAUCUGUACGCCCCGAUGAACAAAAAGAAGGUUUCUGGCUUGGACGAUACGUGUAUUCUGUGCGUGAGCGAGGUGGAACUCUGGCUUUGGGAAGAUCAGAACAAAAUGUCGUCGGAGCAUGACCCUUUGCUCUCCCAUGACUGA
Aureobasidium vineae is the source of this 852-nucleotide messenger RNA. Lineage: Eukaryota; Fungi; Ascomycota; Dothideomycetes; Dothideales; Saccotheciaceae. The record is from the annotation of a GenBank genome assembly.